Anolis carolinensis (green anole) is the source of this 3559-nucleotide messenger RNA. RefSeq names its product TBC1 domain family member 31 (gene tbc1d31). NCBI's taxonomy places the organism in Eukaryota, Metazoa, Chordata, Lepidosauria, Squamata, Anolidae. The record is from RefSeq and is a predicted model, not a curated record. Gene Ontology annotation, molecular function: protein binding. Bases 116 to 3370 code for a protein of 1084 amino acids. Gene Ontology annotation, cellular component: centrosome. The transcript is spliced from 22 exons.
AAAGUUUGUUUCACUCCACCCCUCCGUUCGCGGUUUGGUAUCUCCCAAAGGAGGUGCAUUGAGCAGCGGCGGUUAGUUGCUUGGGGCAUUUCGGCUGCCUCUCUUUUGAAUCAAGAUGCAAACUUUGGACCUGGGCAACCGGGAGGAGGGCAAAAUCUGGCAUCGCAAGCCCUCCCCGUCCACACAGCAGGGAGUCAUCAUCAAUAUUAUCCACAGUACCACUGGAUACCAUUCCAAGACCAUACGUUUUUUGAAUGUGGCUUUCGACACCUCUGGAGACUCCCUCCUCGCUGGAGACCAUCAAGGAAAUGUUUAUGCUUUCGAAUUGGCGGCCAACAAGUUCAACCUGGUUCAACGAACAGCACAAGCUUGUACUGCUUUGGCAUUCAAUCUCCGCAGGAAGACAGAAUUCCUGGUAGCGUUGGCUGAUUAUUCCAUCAAAUGCUUUGAUACAGAUACUAAAGAACUUGUUAGUUGGAUGCGAGGGCAUGAGUCUUCGGUGUCUUCAAUCUCCGUUCAUGGUUCUGGGAGAUAUGCCAUCACGUCAUCUGCAGAUACGGCCCAACUCUGGGAUCUCGACACAUUUCAGCGGAAAAGAAAGCUGAAUAUCCGCCAGUCUGUGGCUAUCCAGAAGGUUUUCUUUCUCCCGUUAAGUAAUACUAUUAUAAGCUGCUUUAAAGAUAACACGGUCUUUGCCUGGGAGUUUGACACUCUUUCCUGCAAGUACCAGCUGCCAUCUCCCAUAGAAGGUUCUGCCUUGCGCUAUAAGGUUUUUGCUGUUACACGAGAUGGCCGUGUCCUUGCAGCCGGUGGAAAAUCCAACCACCUGCAUUUAUGGUGUUUGGACUCGAAGCAGCUCCUAAGAAUAAUCCAGAUGCCAACCAAAGUGCGAUCUGUUCGCCACCUGGAAUUCCUCCCUGAUAGCUUUGAUGGUGGAUCAAAUCAGGUUCUUGGGGUGCUGAGCCAGGAUAAUAUCCUGAGAUUUAUUAAUAUCCAGACAUGCAAGCUUCUCUUUGAAGUUGGCACUCAUGAAGAAGGGAUCAGCAUGGCUACCCUGAGCCCCAACGGGAGAUAUAUCGCCGCAGUCAUGGAGAACGGCAGUCUUAGUAUAUACAGCAUCCAGGCUCUGACUCAAGAAAUAAAUAAGCCACCUCCACCUCUGUUCAAAGUCAUUGAAGAGUCCUCCCGAUCCAGGUUUGACACAGAUAAGCUAACAGUCAGAGUGGCCCCUGGGAUCUCGGCGAAGCCAUGGAAAUCAAAGGCAAGCAAACUCCAGACAAAGGUCUUAAGGCCACAGAGAGAUGUAUCACAUGAGGAUAAAGAGAAUGAGCUGCCAGAUGGACUGAACAAAAAGCGCCUCCAAGCUUUGCUGAAAGGAUUUGGAGAAUAUCCAACAAAAUACCGGAUGUUUGUGUGGCGCUCCUUGCUCCAUCUUCCGGAAAACCACUUGGCCUUCAGCAGCCUGUUGGAUAAAGGGACCCACUCAGCAUUUGUGCACCUUCAGAAUGAAUAUCCUAUUAAAAGCAGGAAACUCUUGCGUGUCUUACAGAGGACUUUGUCUGCUCUGGCUCACUGGUCCACCAUCUUUGGUGAGCUGCCUUAUGUCCCUUUGUUGGCCUUCCCUUUCGUCAAACUCUUCCAGAACAACCAGCUCAUCUGCUUUGAAGUGGUUGCUACUGUAAUAGUUAAUUGGUGCCAGCACUGGUUCGAGUUCUUCCCAAAUCCGCCCAUCAAUGUCCUCAGUAUGGUGGAAAACAUAUUGGCACAACACGACAAAGAGCUGCUCCAGCAUUUGAUGAAUUACAAUAUAACAUCACAGGUCUAUGCCUGGCCUCUCCUGGAAACAAUGUUCUCUGAGGUUCUGACAAGGGAGGAAUGGCUGAAAAUGUUUGAUAAUAUCUUCUCCAACCACCCUUCCUACUUUCUGAUGGUGGUUGCUGCUUACAUUAUCUGUUCCAGGGCUCCAUUGCUGCACUGUAAUCAGAAAGAAGACUUUGAGUACUUCUUCCAUCAUCGGAAUAACCUGGACAUCAGUGUUGUGAUCAAAGAGGCCUACCACCUCAUGGAUUGCACCCCAGCAGACAUCCAUCCCCGGCGGAUGCUGGAUGACUUUGUGCCGCUGACCAAGGGACAGUACCCCAUAUUCAAUAAAUACCCCAAGUUCAUUGUGGAUUACCAGUCUCAGGAGCGGGAGCGAAUCCGACAGGAUGAAAUUGAAUACCUGAGAGAGAGACAAUUGGUUCAUGAGGUAGAAGCGAAAGCCAUUGAGCGCAGAGUGGAAGAUGAGACUUGGUAUCGGAAGCAGGAGCUACUUCGUAAGGCAGAAGAACAAAGAAGGAAGAUCCUGAUUCAGGAGGAAGAGAAGCUAGCAGAACAAAGGCGGAGGCUAGCUGCUGUAAAGAGAGAGUUGAAGGUGAAGGAGCUUCAGUUACUGGAAGCCGCAAGAAGGCGUUUCCUGAAAUACCAGCAGGAUCAACGGGAAAUGGAGCUCAAGCGGCUUGAUGAUGAAAUUACAAGGAAGGCAUCAAUGAGAGAUCAAGAAACAGCUGCUACUAUUCGAGAUGUAGAAGUGCAGCAGAUGGAGCUUCAAUCGCAGAGGCGGCUUUUUGAACAGAAACUAAUCAAAGAGCAGGAAGCCGUGACACAGGAAGUAAAGGGGGAAUUGGACACCAGCCGAAGGAAAGCUGAUCUUGAGGAACACUUGCUUCAGAGGUUGAUCGAAACUGACCAGGGCAGGGAACACACAGCACAACGCCUUGUGGAGGAAUGUUUGGCCAAAGCUGACCAAGAGCACCUGGACACAGGCUGGCGGGCUCAGGUGCUGCGCAUGCAAAGGUGCGAUGACAUGGAUCGCGAGGGGCGUUAUCAGGAGAUAGCAGCACUCCUUCGUGACAACAGAGCAACAGAGGCGGAGUUGCGGGAUGCAAUGAAGGCGGAGGAAGCCCAAAAAUGGGAAGAUGUUCUGGAGGAAAGAGAGCAUUUGGCAGCAGAACAGGCAGUCACUGCAGCAUUGGAUGCCAACAGAAAGCAGUUUCUAGAACGUGAGAUGAAAGAUGCGGUAGAACUGGCUGGGAAACUCCAGGAUGAAGAUGGCUAUUUUGAGAGGCUGCGGGACUUGAGAGCUUCUCGGCAAGGCUUAGAAACCCAUCAGGCAUCCAGCAAGACUCAAUCACAGCCUGGCAACACCUGCUUGAACGAUUCAUCAGGAGCAGAUUCUUCAGCACAGUUCUCUUUAGACCGAGGACGGCAAGAGCUGGAGACUCGGGAGCGGGAGCUAAUGGCAGAAGUCCGGCAGUUAAGGCAGAGGCUGAUGUCCCAGGCUCAGGCGAGGCAAGCGCCAUCACCGGUGGAUGCACAGGGGAGCAGCUGAAGACCAGGACCGGCUACAGAUGGACAUUUUUUACUGAGAUUCUAAGUCGCUGCACAAAAAGGAUCAAAGGGACAGAUUUUGCACCAUUUAUUUGUAUCUUUAGAGAUAUGUUUUGUAUUUAAAGCCAUUAUAUAUGUUGAAAUUUACUUUUUAAGAAAUACAUUAAGUAAAUAUACAUUUUUAAGUAAA